UACACUGUUGUCUAUUAAUGCGGGGGUGCUCCAGCUCCUAAAUGCUACAAAAGGCAGAAGGAAAAGGCAAGAGUGUUGGUGGGAGGAGCAUGAGUUUGCAGGCCGAAUAUCAGCAUGACUGGAUGGACGGUCAUCCCAAGGCUGGGGGGAAUGAGUCUUUUCCUACAAGAAGGGGGAGAGGCAGCCUGGGAGAGCAUGAUCGCCAUCUGCCUCUUGGAGACAGCAGCCUGGCCUUGGAGCCUUCCAUCCUGGACACCACCCAACUUUUCCCACUUAUGGAGACCAAGUUGUACAAGCGCCGCUGGGUCAUGCUGUUCCUCUUCAGUGCCUACUCCAUGAGCAACGCCUUCAUGUGGCUACAGUAUGGCAUCAUCAGCAACAUCUUCAUACGCUUCUACAAAAUCGACACCUUCGCCAUCGACUGGCUCUCCAUGAUCUACUUCCUCACCUACAUACCCCUCAUCCUGCCCGUCAUGUGGCUACUCGACAAUCGGGGCAUCAGGGAUGUAGUAGUGGUGGGCUCUGCCUUCAACUGCAUUGGGGCAUGGAUCAAGACGGGAACGGCUGCCCCUAACAUGUUUCCCAUGACCUUCUUCGGCCAAUUUGUGUGUUCAGUGGCCACAGUGUAUGUCCUGGGUAUCCCAUCCAGACUUGCUUCCUUGUGGUUUGGACAGCAGGAGGUCUCCACUGCCUGUUCCAUUGGUGUUCUGGGAAACCAGCUGGGCAUCGCCAUUGGGUUCUUGAUCCCACCAAUACUGGUGCCUAAUGUGGAUGAUAUGGAUGAGCUGUCAUACCACAUCAGUAUCAUGUUCUACAUCACUGCUGGAGUGGCCACGGUGAUCUUUGUCCUUGUGGUCAUUGUAUUCCAGGAGAGGCCAGAAAUCCCCCCCACCCAGGCCCAGGCCCAAGCUAGGAACAUCCAACCGGAUGAGUACUCGUACAUGGCCUCCAUUAUUAGGCUGCUUUGCAACAAACCCUUCAUGCUGCUGGUGAUCAGCUAUGGGCUGAACGUGGGCUGUUUCUAUGCUGUUUCCACGCUGUUGAACAGGAUGAUCAUUGAACACUACCCUGGUGAAGAGGUGAAUGCUGGGAGAAUUGGUCUUACCAUUGUAAUUGCUGGCAUGGUGGGUUCCCUCAUAUGUGGCAUGUGGCUGGACAAGACAAAAACCUACAAGCAGACAACCCUGGUAGUAUAUCUCCUCUCUCUGGUUGGGAUGCUGGUCUAUGCCUUCACCCUCAACCUCGGCCACCUGUGGGUGGUGUUUGUGACAUCUGGAGCUUUAGGGUUCUUCAUGACAGGAUACCUGCCUCUUGGGUUUGAGUUUGCUGUAGAACUCACCUACCCAGAAUCUGAGGGCACCUCAUCUGGGCUGCUCAAUUGUUCGGCUCAGGUAUUUGGUAUCAUUUUCACCAUCUGCCAAGGGAAGAUCAUAGACGAAUGGAACACAUUUGCUGGGAACAUCUUCCUCUGUAUCUUCCUCCUCAUAGGGACCAUAAUGACAGGAUUCAUAAAGUCAGAUCUCCGACGCCAAAAGGCCAACCAACUAGCUGAGACACAGGCAGCGAGUCAUGCAGGCUCCCUGACUUCGGUGCAGGACUACGGGGCCACAGCACCCAGCGGCCCCUGGCAGCGGCGGUCUUGACAAUAAUCCACAACCUCACUAAAACCAAAACACACACCUGCCAAGAAAACGGCAGCUAAUCUCGAAGGAGGCAUCUCUCCACCCGUGACCCAGAAAGAGGCCAAGUUAUGAGGAGGGGGUCCAACUGGACUGGUCUGAGGAUACAGACAUCCGUUUCCUUUUAUCAGCACAUCAAACACUGACAUAAUACAAAACAACAACAACAGCAAAACAACCAAGAUCUACAUACGCAGAGCCACAUACAAUCCGCACACAUGCAGGCAUACACAGAGUGAAAAGUAAGCUGCUUACCCUUUGCGAAUGUGAGAAGUUAGCAAAUGCAAGCAAAAUUGGACAAACGAAACAGGUAUACAUUCAAACAACAAAGUAGGCUCGACCCUCUAUGAAUACAGCCAGGGCCAGCAGAGCUACAUGUGGCGUACUGUCCAACACUAUGUACUGAAUGGACUCCAUUCCCUGGCAUGAAUUCUAGAGAUUUACACAAAUUAUCCCAAGUGCAGCUCAGCUGUAGCCAAACCAUGCACAAGUCAAUCAUGCAAAAAAAGUAAUGCACUUGGAACCGUAUAGGUCUUUAUCUCCUUAAAAAUGGAGACUUUCCAGAAUUUAUUUUAGUUGAAGACAGCUGCUUGGAUUUUGUCUAAAAAAGGCAUUUUUGAAAAGAUUGAUCUGCUGAUUUUGAGCAUUUUCUGUGCAAUGAAACUGCCACUUUUGUGACACCAACUAUUACAAUUUUCUCUUACUGAAUGAAUCUUUUUCUUUCCUAAGCUUUAACCGUCCCCCUUGAAUUAAUGUUGUUGAAUUAGUAUUCUAUGCAUUCUAAUGAGCAAUAUUUAAACUGUGAGUGUUUCUUCAUAUUUGACCAAUAUUGUGCAUAACUGAACUCAAUCUUUACAUUGCUAAAGGUAUUCAUAUGUGUUCUAUUUUUAGAAUGUGCAUGUUAAAUGCAGACUAAGGAUUCUGUGAUUUCUGUUUUCCUGUAAUGGCAGUCUCUCUUUUCAGUGUCACCAGGUGGCUCGACAGUCUUGUCAGCCACCAUCUGCCAUUCAGGAUUACAAGGAGGUACUUCUUCUGAGUACUGCUGAUAGUGAUGAAUACUGUUGAUGCUGUGCAUCUGAGUAUAUCUCGGAAGGUCAAUCUCGUCCUUGUCUAAGCGAUCUUUACAAGAAACUCGUCCUGAUUUAACCACAUUCUCAGAACAAAAGUCAGAUACAGUAGGACAUGUGCAGCUGGUGAUUCUAUCCAUCGAUUGACACGCGAGAAAGAACCUUUGACACACUAUGCUAGAAGAAUGUUAGCACAAAAGAUAAUGGAACGACAAGGCAAGUCAAUCUUUUGCUCUUGUCAUUUUGCACAAGAAAAUAGUAAUUUUUUUUUCUAUGACUCUUAACUUGUACAUUUGUUACUGAGAAAUGUAGUUCAUGAUGUGCUAAACUAGUAGUUGUUGGAUAUGAAAAGUCCAUAGUGGAUUGUGUCAUCUUUUACUUGAUGUGAUGUGGUCUUUGUGAUUUUUCUGUUUAAACGAUUAUUUUGUGAUAAUGAGAAGUGUUGUUAAUCACUUAAGUGGUACUUUUUGUAGAACAUUUUAUACACAUCAUGAAUAAUUGGUGAUUUCAUUUUAACUGCUUGUCAUACUUGGUAAUGAAAAACAGUUUUAUAUAGCCAUUAAAUCUCUUUGGCAAAUAAUCUGAACUAGGAUAAACAACUAUAAUUGCUAUUCUGGUGACAUACAAGAAUAAAUAAAGUAAGAAA
Molecule: messenger RNA, 3392 nt
Organism: Lampris incognitus (smalleye Pacific opah)
Lineage: Eukaryota; Metazoa; Chordata; Actinopteri; Lampriformes; Lampridae
Gene: flvcr2a
Product: FLVCR heme transporter 2a
Exons: 12
Coding region: 42-1643 (533 amino acids)
Biological process (GO): heme export; transmembrane transport
Cellular component (GO): membrane
Molecular function (GO): heme transmembrane transporter activity; heme binding
Source: RefSeq, a predicted model, not a curated record